Messenger RNA from Parasteatoda tepidariorum (common house spider), 1393 nucleotides. The record is from RefSeq and is a predicted model, not a curated record. NCBI's taxonomy places the organism in Eukaryota, Metazoa, Arthropoda, Arachnida, Araneae, Theridiidae.
AGCUUAUUAACAAGUAUAUAACUAUUUUUCAUAUUCUAUUCCUCAUUGAUUCUAUUAUCAUAUCUCUUACUCUUUGGCAAAUCUGUAGCUAGGAAUUUAACGCAAUUUAAAAUUUGCUAUGAAAAAUAAAUAAUGAAAAUGAUUUAUAAAAUAUCGCCAAAAACAAUAUUGCAGUAGCAACAAAAGGUUAUUACAUGAAUUAUUUUUUUAAACCAACUGAAUUAGCUCUGAAAUUUUCAUUUUUAAACAAAAAUCUCUCUCUCAAAUACUUGUAAUUUAAAUUGCUGUUGAAUCAACUUUUGUUGCGGAAAUAUUUGAUUGUUUGUUUAGAAAAAAGAAGAUAUAGACUACCAUGAAAUAGAACAUUUGCUUCCAGAUAAACACUCGGAAGUAGCUAUCUCGAUUUCUCCCACAAACUUAUGCAAUUCUUAUUUCCUCGGGAUGUCUGUCUAAAAUUUGCGAUACUUUUCUUUAAUCUUUCGUGAAAAAUAUUUUAAUGCUUGGUGCAGACAAAUAUGAAUAAACUUUUUGCUCUGCUAAAAAUAUUUCUAAGCAAAGAAUGAAAAUUUAAACUUUCCUUGCAAGGUUAAUAAAAGAGGUGCAGCAUCAUUCAUAAUGUGGGAGUGUCACUAAAUAUUAUUGACAAGCAACUUUCUUAAUUCCAAUAAAAGAAAGAUGUUCAGUAAUUGUAAUAAAAUAUCUACAAAGAAAAAGUUCACAUCCCGUUGCCAUGUUGGUGAGAAAACUCAUUCAUGUAAUGUGUGUUAUAAAAGUUUCACAUCAAAAUGCAACUUAAUCCGUCACUCUCGUAUCCAUACAAACGAGAAACCCUAUUUGUGUGAUAUGUGUGAAAAAGCAUUUACAGAAAAAAGUUAUUUAAUCGAACAUUAUCAUAUUCAUUCUGGAGAGAAACCGUAUCCAUGUAGCGUGUGUAAUAAAUCAUUUGCAUCAAAAGGCAAUGCAGUUUCACACUCUCGCGUGCAUAUUGAUGAAAAGCCUUAUCCGUGCAUUGUGUGUGAUAAACCAUUCUCUAGUAAAAGUAAUUUAAACAAACAUUAUGUGAUUCAUACUGGAGAAAAACCUUAUUCUUGCAGUGUAUGUGAUAAAACUUUCACAGCUAAAGUUUAUUUAAAACAACACAACAUAGUGCACACUAAAGAGAAACCUUAUUCUUGCAGUGUCUGUGAUAAAGCAUUCACACAAAAAUCUAGUUUGAAUAGACACAAUAUUGUACACAUAGAAAGAAAACCUUAUUUGCAUAGUGAGUGAUUAAGAAUAUCUUUAUUCAAACCAACUAUAUUUAAAUAUAAUGAAUAAAUCAUAGAUAUUUUAUAACAUUACUUGGGUUAUAAUUCUACUAUUACAUGUCAAAUAAAAUGAAAUGUAAAACCUG